AUGUCCCACAACACCCACGGUACAAAGGUCGACCUUGGUAACAAGGCACCAGAGCUGAACGAGCGCGCCGGCAUCGUCGCCGACGACUCCCUCGCUGGCGAAUCCUACCGCAACGACGGCGAAUUUUCCAAAAAUGCCGGCGCAAAGCCCGAGCACUUUGGCAACGACAAGAACAUCCACAGCGGCCCCAAGGCGGCGCAAGACGGCAAUGGCGGCGCGGCGCCGUCGUACCUUGUCGACACACAGCUGCGCGACCAGGGUGGCCCUCAUGGCAAGAACAUCCGCGAGGAGAACCUCGAUCUGCUGGACAACCGCGACGGUCUGAAGCGCGCGCUGCGAUCAGAGCCUGGUUCGGAAGACGAUCCCAGUCGUUUGGCGGAGCAGCAGAUGCAGGGACGCAACGCCAUUCCCGGCGCGGCACCACCAGUGCGGGACACGGAGGGUGGUAACAGCUUUGAAGAACUUGACCGCAAACUGUCUGCCUGA
Akanthomyces muscarius is the source of this 486-nucleotide messenger RNA. RefSeq lists its product as uncharacterized. Lineage: Eukaryota; Fungi; Ascomycota; Sordariomycetes; Hypocreales; Cordycipitaceae. The transcript is spliced from 2 exons. The record is from RefSeq and is a predicted model, not a curated record. Bases 1 to 486 code for a protein of 161 amino acids.